AUGCGGGCCGCGGCCGGACACAUGUGCGCGACGCUGCCGCAGCGCCGUGGGUCGCGCAAGCUCGCGGACGCGCUGACCGGGCGCGCUGAGCGCAAGCCGGAGGUGGACGCGCCCGUGAGUGCGAGCAACGGGCGCUCCGGGGACAACGGGGCCCGCAGCGAGGAUGACGCGCGCGGUCGGAGCGUCGAGGUGGGGGAGGACGGCGGCGCGGACAGGCCGCAGGCGUCGGCGGGGGGGUCGCAGGGCGAGGGGCAGGAUCAGAAGCAGCGGCCGCCGUGGGUGCGGGCGGUCCAGAGCGUGGCGGGCGCGGUGGGCGCAGCCCUCGCGGCGGUGUUCCGCGUCCUGCCGACGCCGUUGCAGAACGUCAUCGCCGCCAUCAUGGUCCGGAUAUACCCCUUCAUGCCGCUGCUCGCCGUCUUCGGACUCUCCGUGGUCAGCAGCCGACGGGGACGCGAUGCGCCGCGGCCGGUGAUGUACAGCAAGUUCAUAGACCUGGUCGACGCCGGAUGCGUGAAGCAAGCGACGCUGGAGACGAGCCAGACGCGGGUGUUCUUCACCCUGCGGCCCGAGGUCCGCGAGGCCCUGGAGUCCUACGGCGUCACGACGCUCGCCGAGGUGGACACGGCCGUCACGGACAAGCUCCCCGGCAACAAGAACGCCAAGGUCACGCCGCUGAAGACCAAGGGCAAGAAGGCGCCCAAGGCCGCAGCAGUGGAGCCCGUCGCGCCGGAGGCCGCGGCCACGAAGAAGCCCUCGAAGCUCCCGAACCGCUGGUAUGCGCUGCGGGUCCCGGACGGCACGCUCGUCCAGCGUCUGCAGACCGCGGGCGUGGAGUACGGCGCGGUUUCGCCUACGAUGGGGCAGUCGAUCAGCCGCGUGCUCAUGACCGCGCUGGCCCUCUGGAUCCCGCUCCUCCCGAUGCUCUUCCUCUUCCAGCGCUUCCUGCGCAACCAGUCCGGCGGCGCGCGGAAGAGCAACCGCCGCGCGUCGGGCAACUCCCGGGAGCCCCGCGUGACCUUUGCCGACGUCGCGGGCGUGGGCCCCGCGAAGGAGGAGCUCAUGGAGGUCGUGAACUGCCUCCGCGACUCCAAGCGCUACGCCAAGCUCAACGCGCGCACGCCCUCGGGCGUCCUCCUCGCCGGCCCGCCCGGCACCGGCAAGACGCUCCUCGCCAAGGCCGUCGCCGGGGAGGCCGGCGUGCCCUUCUUCUCGGCGUCCGCGAGCGAGUUCGUCGAGAUGUACGUCGGCCGCGGCGCCGCCCGGAUCCGCGAGCUGUUCGCCGAGGCCCGCAAGCGCGCCCCGUCGGUGGUGUUUAUCGACGAGCUGGACGCAGUGGGCGCGCGGCGCGGCAUCGGAUUCAACGAGGAGCGCGACCAGACGCUCAACCAGCUCCUGACGGAGCUCGACGGGUUCGAGGGGCGCCAGGGCGUGGUCCUGCUCGCGGCGACGAACCGGCCCGAGGUGCUGGACUCGGCGUUGCUGCGGCCGGGCCGGCUCACGCGGCGCGUGAACGUGCCGCUCCCGGACCUCCAGGGCCGGAAGGACAUCCUCGAGGUGCAUCUGAAGCGCGUGCCGGUGCGCGGCACGGAGCGGAAGGAUCUCGCGGACGUGCUGUCGCGCAUUACGAACGGGUUGAGUGGCGCGGACCUGGAGAACGUGGUGAACGAGGGGGCGCUGCUGGCGGGCCGGCGCGGCGGGGACGCGGUCGGGCUGGAGGACCUGCUCGACGGGCUGCAGCGGACGCGGUACGGGGUGGGGGGUGUUGCCGGCGGGCCCGUCGGGCAGCAGUUUUUGCGGUGGAUGGCGGGGCUGUCCGGGGAGGGCAGCGUGUCGGCGCGGAACGCCACGUGA
This is a messenger RNA of Pedinophyceae sp. YPF-701, 1851 nucleotides long. NCBI's taxonomy places the organism in Eukaryota, Viridiplantae, Chlorophyta, Pedinophyceae. The record is from the annotation of a GenBank genome assembly.